CAGCACACAGCCACGUGAAGAGCCAGCGCAAAAAUCAACCUCAAAAUAAAUCGGAGCUGUCUCUCAAAGACUUAGGCCAUUCUUUUCUCCGCGCCCGAGGACUUCCUCCUGCAACUCCGACCAUCAUCAACUUUUUGAUUGUUCUUCUGCAUGACACAGCAGCCAAAACAGAAUCUAUACUAUUCAUAUUCAUAUUCGACGAUAUCAUCUCUCAACCAUUACAAUUAUCAUCAUCACCAUCACCAUCUUUGCAAUACGAUUGGCUUUCCUUUGAACGUCCCUUUGUAACUCUGGACUCUGCUUUUUGUGGGAGGCUGAGGAGCUGGAAAAAGGUUCUGAUUUUAUUGGGAAAAAAUAGCUUUUGAAUUUGAAAAUGAGAAGAAGUUUUCGAUUUGCACGCCAACUUCUAUCAGCUUUACAAUAUCAAGAACACAAUUGCUCUGUUAGUUUGUUGAAAAGGCAACAAACCCUUUUGGUAGAUGGCAAUUGCACCACUUCUAUUUGUAGAGCUAUCAAUAGUGUUGAUACUAAUAGAUUUCUCUCUCCCAAACUUAUCAUCUCAAGAGCUCUGUCAACAGAAGCUGCUAAAAUUUCUAAUGGAGAUGUGAACAGAGGAGGACCACUUGUAGAGUAUGAAAGAAAAAUUGCUGCUGGUGAGCUUGUGGAUGGUGAUAGCUGCCAGGUGGGCACUUUAAGGGAGCUUCAAAGACUUUAUGAUGAGAUUGUUGAGUCAGCUGAUACCUGUAAGUUGGAUCGGUAUGCUGCUUCUGACAAAUCUGGAAGGAGUAGGUGGUUGUGGUCUCGUUUCUUGCCACAAUCUUCAUACUCACCAGUUAAAGGAUUAUAUCUUUAUGGAGGAGUAGGCACUGGGAAGACUAUGCUGAUGGACUUAUUCUUCAAUCAAUUGCCCUGCAAUUGGAGGAAAAAGAGGAUCCAUUUUCAUGACUUCAUGUUGAAUGUCCAUAGCCGGCUGCAGAAGCACAAGGGUGUGGCAGAUCCGCUUGAAGUUGUUGCGGGAGAAAUAUCUGACGAGGCAAUCUUAUUAUGUCUAGAUGAAUUCAUGGUGACUGAUGUUGCAGAUGCAUUGAUAUUGAACCGUUUAUUCAGACAUCUAUUCAGCAAUGGCAUUAUUCUUGUGGCCACCUCAAAUCGUGCUCCUGAUAAUCUUUAUGAAGGUGGAUUGCAGAGAGAUCUUUUUCUACCAUUUAUUGCAACUUUGAAGGAAAGAUGUGUGGUUCAUGAAAUUGGUUCAUUAGUAGACUAUCGGAAGAUGACAUCGGCUGAGCAAGGUUUCUACUUUGUUGGUAAAGAUUUAUCGGGCCUCCUUAAGCUAAAGUUUCAAGAAUUGGUCGGGGAGCAAACAGCUGGUCCCCAAGAGGUGGAAGUAGUAAUGGGAAGGACAUUGCAGGUUCCACUGGGUGCUGAUGGAUGUGCAUAUUUUUCCUUUGAGGAAUUGUGUGACAAGCCUCUUGGAGCUGCAGAUUAUUUUGGAUUGUUCAAGAACUUCCAUACCCUGGCAUUGGAAGGUGUCCCAAUCUUUGGACUUCACAACAGGACAGCAGCAUAUCGGUUUGUCACUUUGGUUGAUGUGAUGUAUGAGAACAGGGCCAGGCUAUUGUGUACAGCGGAGGGGAGUCCUCUAGAACUUUUUAGAAAGGUUGUUACAGUUUCUGAUGCAAAACAAAUGGCACCUAGAACCUCCACGAGAUCAAGGAGAAAUGAUGAUUCUGACCUCUGUGUAGACAAUGAACUGGGAUUUGCAAAAGACCGUACAAUUAGUAGAUUGACAGAGAUGAAUAGCAAAGAAUAUUUAGAGCAUCAUGCUGCCAUAUUAACUGAGAAGCAGCUCUUACAGGAAGAUGUUAAUGCAAACGCUGUGCUAGGGAUGGGCGGUUAUCUCCUGCUGUGAGAUCCGUGGUACGAUAAGCUCAUGCAUCUCCAAGCAAUUAUUUCCUCUGCUUUGGUCGAAAUGGAAAUAUAAAUUUCUUAAGCUUGUGCCUCAAUUUUUCUCAUUUUGUUUAAUAAGAAUGAAAAGCAGAUUACAGUUCUAAUGUCAUUUGUUUACAAGA
Molecule: messenger RNA, 2069 nt
Organism: Hevea brasiliensis (rubber tree)
Lineage: Eukaryota; Viridiplantae; Streptophyta; Magnoliopsida; Malpighiales; Euphorbiaceae
Exons: 16
Coding region: 374-1909 (511 amino acids)
Cellular component (GO): cytoplasm; chloroplast; mitochondrion
Molecular function (GO): ATP hydrolysis activity; ATP binding
Source: RefSeq, a predicted model, not a curated record